CAUUAACCCUUUGGUGUUUACCCCACGAUCGACAUCUUCCUCACAGCCAAACACGGCUUUUGGGCCUGUACUGUUCAGUGAAGGUUGAAGAGAUGGGAAAUGCAGAAAGCAAUGCCUAUCAGAAUCACCUCUGCAGAUUUCUUCCUGAGGAGCAGUCUGACAUUGAUGGAGUAUUUGAUACCUUAUCAGGAUUGAGCAGCUCAGCUGGAGCAAAAAAUGGCAAAGCUACAAAGAAAACUGUGACUCUGGCAGCACUACAGGCGUAUACGCGGGAGCCAUUACCAGAGCAAAUGACUGUUCGGUUAUACAACGGAAUGAAAAGUAUUGGCUUGACUGGGAAAUCAUCUGGGCUGAGUGAACAGAUUGCUAAGGAGCAGUUUGUAAUUUUUAUGUCAAACCUCUUAAAAGGGAAUGCAGAUGAGAAGAUUACCAUAAUAAUGAGAAUGAUCGCUAAGACAGAAGGGCCUGUGAAGGGCAAACAAAUCCAAGAGUUCACAGAGGAUCUGAUCAUAAGUGUAGUCCAUGUACUGAGCUACAGGAAGGAACUGAAAGGUUGGAAUUUGGAGAAUACUAGGGAUUCUGCAAGUGGAGUAAAGGCUCUGGCUUCUCAGCUGCUAUCAGAAUUGAAGCUUGCAGAUGGGACAAAACCUGUGGGUCCUCAGCUGAUGGAGACAAAUUUUGAUCAGAGUGUCAUUGAGGAUUGGGUGUACCAAGUUCCACAGAUCUCAAUUUUCCUCAGUGUUGUUAUCAGGCAAGGCCUCCAUGUUCUGCAUUCUCUCCCAGACCAAACCAAAGACAUACUCAACCUGGUUCCAGGCUGCAAAGGCAUCAAAGGAAGAGGACUUGUCAGUCUUUUCGACAUCCCAUCCAUCAUAUACAUCAACUCCCAUCUGCCUGCAGAGCUACAGCACAAGUGGCAGCUUUUAUUUUCUUCUAGGCUUCAUGGAGAAAGCUUUUCACAGUUAUGUGGGCAUAUAGUGAACAAAGGUCCUUGCGUGGUGAUCUUAAAGGACGUAGAUGGUUAUAUCUUUGGUGGGUUUGCAUCUCACUCCUGGGAGGCGAAGCCACAGUUUCAAGGUGACAACAGAUGCUUUCUGUUUUCUGUUUUCCCCUCUCUUGCUGUGUACACGUAUACCGGGUACAAUGACCACUACAUGUAUUUGAACCAUGGCCAACAAACAAUGCCAAAUGGCCUUGGUAUGGGUGGACAACACGGUUACUUUGGACUCUGGGUAGACAGUGACUAUGGGAAGGGACACAGUAAAGCAAAACCUCGAUGUACCACCUACAACAGCCCCCAGCUGUCAGCUAAAGAGGAUUUUACACUGGAUGCCAUGGAAGUUUGGGCAGUGGGAGACCUCCCUGAAAGUGCAGGGACAAAAGGUAAGAAGAGUAUCCUGGAUGUAGAUCCUGAGGCUCGAGCCUUAUUAGAAAUGACUGGAAAAAGUCGUCAGAGCGAAGGUCUACGAGAACCCAUUGAAGAAGAUGAUGAUGAUGAUGAUGAUGAUGAUGAUGAUAACUAAAAGAAUCACAGUAACAUGAAAAACCUUUUCUUUUUUUUUGCUCUUGAGUGUUAAUGUUCCUUGGACAGGAUAUUUUUUCCUCAUUUUUUUUCCUUACAUUUACCUAAUUAUCAUACUUAUGUAAUAUUUAGGUCCAAUACAGUAUCCUGCCUGAAGGGUUUUGUUUGGGGAGGACAGAAAAGUUAACUAGGUACUUAAUCAUUAGACACCUCUAAGUUCUAGCUGAGUAUGAAUUUGCUAGCAUUCCUGAUAGAUCCUGUCUGCAUACAGAAUUAAAAACAAAAGAUGAAGUUAUUGACAGUACGGCUUACUGACUUGGAGAAUUGAUACGUAUUUAUAGAAAGACUGUUCAAGACACUGAUUAUGGCUCUUAUACCUCAGCUGCACAUAUUUAUUUGCAUGCAAUGAAAUUAGUCAGCGAAGCUUGCAAAUUGUAAUGAUGUCUUACAUUGGUAAACAUAGAAUAGUCUACGUGAUUCCAUAUGAAGGAUGCUAUUAAUUUGCAUUGCUCCAGUUAAAGCAUUAAAUUUCAUGUUUUCUAAGUCAGAUUGUCAGCAAGUGACUCUAUAUGGGCUGUAAAAUGUCCAGAAUGCUAAGUAUACAGUAUCCAGUUUUAUAAUACUACACUACACCUUAGUGCGUUUCACUUAAGAGGUUUCUGCAGAAAUUUGCCUAUUGCUUUUUAAACUUAGUAGAACAGAGCCAGUGGGAGUCAUUCAGCCAUAUUUAUCCUAAGAAUGGGCCAUACCUCCAGCAGAAAUCCUCUAGGGAAGGUACCUUCUUUAGUAGCCUCACUUGAGACUGGAGUAAAAGAUCAGGCUGUAAAAAGGAUUAAGUAAGAAGCAUGCACAGUUAAUUGGGAAUAGUAUCUGCAGAUACCUUAUAAAAAAAA
Messenger RNA from Aptenodytes forsteri (emperor penguin), 2415 nucleotides. It is a transcript of the gene MEAK7, whose product is annotated as TBC/LysM-associated domain containing 1. Gene Ontology annotation, biological process: TOR signaling. The transcript has 8 exons. Lineage: Eukaryota; Metazoa; Chordata; Aves; Sphenisciformes; Spheniscidae. The record is from RefSeq and is a predicted model, not a curated record. Bases 93 to 1523 code for a protein of 476 amino acids.